Molecule: messenger RNA, 2200 nt
Organism: Cajanus cajan (pigeon pea)
Lineage: Eukaryota; Viridiplantae; Streptophyta; Magnoliopsida; Fabales; Fabaceae
Gene: VAD1
Product: GRAM domain family protein
Biological process (GO): negative regulation of programmed cell death
Source: RefSeq, a predicted model, not a curated record
ACUUGUCUAAAGUCUCUAAGUUAACGACGCCAUGUAAAACCCCCCAACCACCGUUCCCUCUCUUCUCACAAUAUUUAGAUCUACCAUUCUCUCUCUCUCUCUCUUCGAUGGCUUCCCCAGCUGUUGCCACCGCCGCGAGGAACGAACCUCCACCGCAGUCGGUGGAUCCUUCGCCGUUGUCCUCCCCCGACAUCGGUGAUCGUAGCGAUUCCUUCAACUCCUCGCCGAAUAACUUCUCCGACUCUGAAAUUCAGUCUCCGGACGUAUUGAAGAGUGAAGAGUAUCGUCAAUUGUUCCGUCUUCCACCGGAGGAAGUCCUUAUUGAAGAUUUUAAUUGUGCUCUCCAGGAAAACAUACUUAUUCAGGGUCAUAUGUACCUCUUUGUCAAUUUCAUUUGUUUCUACUCAAAUAUAUUUGGGUUUGAGACAAAGAGAAUAAUCCCAUUCCCUGAAGUAACAACUGUGAGGAGGGCAAAGACAGCUGGGCUCUUUCCCAAUGCCAUUGAGAUUCUUGCUGGAAACAGAAAGUACUUCUUUGCAUCCUUCCUAUCGCGUGAUGAAGCUUUCAAUAUUAUUAAUGAUGGAUGGUUGCGACAGGGCAAUGGAGCUAGAGCAAUGUUGGAACAAAAAGAAUCAAUGUCUGAGUCCAACAGCCAAGAUAAUGGAUUAGUAGCUGUUGAAAAUGUCAAAAGUUCUGAUAUACUGGACAAUGAGUCACUGUCUACUGACCUGAGCAAAGAUACGGGGCAUCGAUCCAUUGUAGGAGAUGACCCCGCAGAUUCUGAGAAGCCAUGCAGUGUAAAACAGGUUGCUGAACCUAGAUUGAAUAAUGAUGCCCCAAGUGUGAGUUGGAAGUGGAAUGAGGAGGAUAUUGAUGCUCCAACAACUGAUGAAGCAUAUACAUGUGUUGCAGAUUCAGUGUUUCCGAUAAAGGUUGAAGACUUCUUUAGGUACUUUUUCUCAGAUGAUGCUGUAAAUUUUCUUGAGUCUUUUCAUAAAAGAUGUGGUGAUAAAGACUUUAAGUGUGCUUCGUGGCAUCCUCAAGAGAAAUUUGGGUAUGCUCGUGAACUGUCUUUUCAACAUCCAAUAAAACUUUAUCUUGGAGCAAAAUUUGGUGGCUGCCAUGAGCUCCAGAAGUUUCGUGUUUAUAGGAACAGUCAUUUGGUUAUAGAGACAUCUCAAGAAGUCAGUGAUGUACCUUAUGCAGAUUAUUUCCGCGUUGAGGGACUGUGGAAUGUGGAGAGAGUCAAGGAUGAAUCAAAAGAAUGCUGCAAGUUGCGGGUAUAUGUGAAUGUGGCGUUUUCCAAGAAAACUAUUUGGAAAGGCAAAAUAAUACAGUCAACAGUAGAAGAAUGUCGAGAGGCUUAUGCGACAUGGAUGAAUAUGGCACAUGAAAUGUUAAAGGAGAAAAACCUUGAAAAACAAGCUCAAAAUGGUGAAACGAAUUUAGAAAGAGAAGUAAAGACUGGAGAAUCUUCAGAAGGGCCACAGUCACAGGAUCAAAGUAGCCCUACACAGAUACUUGCUACAUCCGAUUCCUUUGAUGCUACCACCCACAAUGUUGGCACUCACUUGCAAGGAAAUUUCAUUGAUACAUUAUCUGUUCCAUUGUUCAAGGAGUUUAUGACAAAGUUGAGAUCAUCUUUGAAAAGUCAGAGCAAUCUUGCCCUGCUCCUUGUUACUAUUGUGGCUCUGAUUUUCUUCAUGCAGCAGUUUAGCAUACUUGUGCUAUUGUCCAGACCUCAGCACAUACAUAUGAACACUCCUGUAGAGUUCACGAAUAGGAUGGAUAGUGGAGUGACUAGAAGUCCUUCAGACAUAGCGUGGAUGGAGAAAAGAAUUCAUCACCUUAAAGAUGAGAUGUACAUGGUUGAGAGUAGGCUUGAAAGGAUGAGGUAUGAAUAUUCGCUCUUAAAAAAGCAACUAAACGACCUAGAACAUAAGUAGCUACCAAAUUUCAUUGUUGAAUCAUAUAUUUCUCUACCAUCUUUUUGUAUAUAUAUAUGUAAUGCGAUGUAUCAAUAUGACAUUUAAUUUCGUAAAUUCAUUCUUCCUCGUUGUGCAUGAAAAAGUAAUGUUAUACAAGAAAUUAAUUUGUGAUUUAGUGGUUGUUUGCCAGCAUCCCAAAUUAGGAUGAAAUGCAAUGGACCACUAUUAUAAUUUAAGGUUUAAUUGCAAUUUUUGUUUUGGUUUCUUUGUCA